AGGCCAACAGAAGACCAAGGCGCCUUGGAAGAGAGAGAAGGUUAAGAAGCCCACUCUGAAAACAGCCGACUCUCGAUCGCCAAGCAUGGAUGCUAAGGGUUCAUUCCUCAUCAUGGUCACCUUGCUGUUUUUUCUCGGCUUCGAGCGUACGGCGGCUCACCCCAUCCAUAGCCUCAGCCCGGCCGAGGAGCUAGCUAACAUGGAGGUUCUCCUGGAGAGGUUGGAGGAGAAAGUGGCCUUGAUGGAGGACUUACAGGGCAACCCCGAAGACUCUGACACCCAGGGGGAGCGCCAGGCCGAAGAGGACCUGAACGAUCAGCCCUUAGCCGAUGAUUUCCCCGUCUUCUCCGACCGAACGGCUCUGCUGAAACACAUGAGGGGGAUUCAGACAGCCAAAAGCAUGAGGGAAUCGAGCUGCUUCGGACGACGGUUGGACCGGAUCGGAUCCGUCAGUGGGAUGGGAUGCAAAGGAUCCAGAAGACACUAA
Thamnophis elegans (Western terrestrial garter snake) is the source of this 487-nucleotide messenger RNA. RefSeq names its product natriuretic peptides A-like. The transcript has 3 exons. The record is from RefSeq and is a predicted model, not a curated record. Gene Ontology annotation, biological process: cGMP biosynthetic process; receptor guanylyl cyclase signaling pathway; negative regulation of systemic arterial blood pressure. Lineage: Eukaryota; Metazoa; Chordata; Lepidosauria; Squamata; Natricidae. Gene Ontology annotation, molecular function: hormone activity; hormone receptor binding. Gene Ontology annotation, cellular component: cytoplasm; nucleus; extracellular region. The coding region runs from base 86 to 487 and encodes 133 amino acids.